GACUCGUCUCAUUCGGGGAUCGGAGCGCGCGCUGGGUGAGACCUUACGAUGUAACAGUGGCGACGAAGGCGAAAAAAACCCUCGGAAUCAAGAACGAGCCAGACAACGGAGACCAAGCAGCGGCUGCGGAAAGAACUGUUCCAAUGGCGCAUCAACAGCUACCGGAUUAUGACGACGAAAGGGACAACUGGAAAGCAUACAUCAUCAAAGCAGAGGCUUACUUCGAAGCGACGUGUAUCAGCGACCAGGCCAAGAAGAGGGCAUUGCUUAUCGCGGCGCUGAACACAACAACCGUGCAAGUGCUCGCAGGAAGGGUGGCGCCAAGGAAGCCCAACGCGCUCACCUAUGACGAAGUAGUCAAAACACUGGAUGAUUACUUCGACCCAAAGCGCCACGAAACUACGGAAAGUUUCCGGUUUUUCAACCGCUCUCAAAAGGAAGGUGAGCCUCCGGACACCCAUUCGGGAACGACCACGUCUGCCGUAGAGGACAUCCUUGCCGAGUUUGAAGACGUGUUCCAGCCAGAACUCGGAGUGAUUGAUGGGCCCCCGGCGCGCCUACUGCUAAAGGAGGGAGCCACACCAAAAUUUUACCACCAGCCGCUCCUGGGCCUCCUGAAGUCUGACAGGCCUACACCACCACUGGCUGCUGCUCGUAUCCAGCGGUGGGCGCUGUAUCUCGGAGGAUUCCGCUACAGGCUACAAUACUGUCCUGGAUCCACAAAAACGGAUGAGUGGACGGUGCCAGCGGACGUCGCCGUUCAUGUCCGUAAUUACGGGCAGGGAGAUACGUGGACUCCGAGAAGAACCGCAUCCGUAUCCGGCGCUCGAAUGGUCACCAUUGAUACACCUAAGGGACCCGUACGGCGGCACGUUGAUCAGGUGCGCUCGGCCCAGUCAAGCCCGGUGCAGUGUGAACCUGUUCCCGAAAACAAGGAAGAGACAGAACCAUCCACGAAGCAGGCGUCCCUACAGGGUCGCAAUAUAAAUAAUGACGAGCAGUGGGAGGCCUUACUGCUAAGCUCGUAUCCGGAAGAGCAACUCUGGGCCGUCCAACUGGCCGAGAACGCCGCCAGGACCCAAGGGCUACUGGCCGCGGUUUAG
Molecule: messenger RNA, 1103 nt
Organism: Rhipicephalus sanguineus (brown dog tick)
Lineage: Eukaryota; Metazoa; Arthropoda; Arachnida; Ixodida; Ixodidae
Exons: 5
Coding region: 144-1103 (319 amino acids)
Source: RefSeq, a predicted model, not a curated record